Seriola aureovittata is the source of this 6460-nucleotide messenger RNA. It is a transcript of the gene hmbox1b, whose product is annotated as homeobox containing 1 b. Gene Ontology annotation, cellular component: nucleus. Gene Ontology annotation, molecular function: double-stranded telomeric DNA binding. NCBI's taxonomy places the organism in Eukaryota, Metazoa, Chordata, Actinopteri, Carangiformes, Carangidae. Gene Ontology annotation, biological process: positive regulation of DNA-templated transcription. Bases 331 to 1893 code for a protein of 520 amino acids. The transcript is spliced from 10 exons. The record is from RefSeq and is a predicted model, not a curated record.
GCGACAGCGGCGGUGAAGAAAAUCGAAACGGUUUAUGGGUGAGAGGGUUGUAAGCUGGCUCAUCUAACGUAACGCUUGGUAUUGUCCGUCUGCCACAGAAACAUUUGCUAACGUUAGCUUUUGGGCAAAGGGCGUGAAAGCUGGCAUCACUAGUGGCUCGCCUGCAGCGCUGACACGAGCGACAGAUUUGUGCUCUCACUGCAGGCCCCAUAGUCAGCAAAACAAAAACACAUGGAGGAGGAAGAAGAGUUACCGGGGACUAUGGUUUAAAUUUGGGACUGGGACAGUGUAGAAAACGGGAGUUUGGUUUGCAGUGGGAAUCUGUGAUGCAUGCACCCUGUAUUUAAACUUGGCAGCAGGAUGUCUGAGUUCAGUGAGGAGCCGCGCUUCACUAUUGAGCAGAUAGAUCUGCUGCAGCGGCUGCGUCGCACCGGCAUGACCAAGCAGGAGAUCCUGCAUGCGCUUGACACUCUGGACCGGCUGGACCGGGAGCACGGCGACAAGUUCGGCCGCCGCACCUCUUCUUCCUCCUCCUCCUCCUCCUCCUACGGAGUAGGCGGGGCAAACAGCUGCACCAACAACUCUGCCUCUAACACAACUACCACAUCAUUCAACAAUAACAACACUGCCUCGGCAACCACCACCUCUUCUGUGUCAUGCAACGGCAACAACAGCGCCAUCACCAGCGGCGAGGGAGGCGCGGGCGACCACUCUGCGACCGCCGCCUCUUCCACAACCUCCAAAAUCUCCACCGCCACACAGACGCAGUUCGGCACUGGCGGGGGACUCUCGCCGUCUCCUAGCAACAGCUACGAUACCUCCCCGCCUCCAGGGCCACCACCGCCCUCUGCUAUCCUGCCAUCACCGGUCUCCUUGGUGGCGCUGUCACAGAAUGGGCGUGAUAGCUUAGCUGCUACACCCAACGGGAAGCUGUCUCCUCCACGAUACCCAGUGAACAGCGCGGCCGCAGCGCGGGCUUUUGGGUUUGAAGCUACGGAAGAAGACCUGGACAUUGACGACAAGGUGGACGAGCUGAUGAGGAGGGACAGCAGUAUGGUGAAAGAGGAGAUCAAAGCGUUCCUGGGGAACAGGAGGAUCUCUCAGGCAGUUGUGGCGCAAGUCACCGGCAUCAGCCAGAGCAGGAUCUCCCAUUGGCUGCUGCAGCACGGCUCCGACUUGAGUGAGCAGAAGAAGAGGGCCUUCUACCGCUGGUACACGCUGGAGAAAACCACACCAGGUGCCACCCUCAACAUGCGGCCAGCUCCGUUGCCUCUGGAGGAGAUGGAGUGGAGGCAAACCCCGCCCCCGCUGACCACCACACCUGGUACCUUCAGGCUGCGUCGAGGAAGUCGCUUCACUUGGAGGAAAGAGUGCCUGGCCGUGAUGGAGAGCUACUUCAACGACAACCAGUACCCAGAUGAGGCCAAACGGGAGGAGAUUGCAAACGCCUGCAAUGCUGUUAUUCAGAAACCAGGGAAGAAGCUGUCUGACCUGGAGAGGGUGACCUCCCUGAAAGUUUACAACUGGUUCGCCAACCGUCGCAAAGAGAUCAAGAGACGGGCCAACAUUGAAGCCACAAUCCUGGAGAGUCAUGGGAUAGACGUCCAGAGUCCAGGAGGACACUCCAACAGCGACGACAUCGACGGGAAUGACUUCUCAGAGCAGGCCUGUGACCUGCCCUAUUUUGACAAGAGACCUCUCAGCCGACCAUUUGGCCUUUACCGACUGGAGCCCACCUCACCAACACAGGAUGACAGCGCAGCGCACAACGAGCACCAGGACCCCAUCUCUCUCGCUGUGGAGAUGGCCGCCGUCAACCACACCAUCCUGGCCCUGUCCAGAACCGGAGGGGUCCCCAACGACAUCAAGACGGAGUCCCUGGAGGACGAAUGAACUGCACAGGACCUGGGAUGGAGGAAGCAGCCGAGAGAAGUGACAAGAGUCGGGAGGAGAAAUGGAAGGAGGAGUAGAAAAGGUGGGAAAUGGAGGUGGGGGGGGGGCUAAAAAAAAAAAAGAGACUAAAAUAAUGCUACUUAGUAAACCUUCAGAAUCUGUCCCCCCCCCCUGCCGCCAACAGUUCCUUCUCUCUCGGCUUCCCUCCCUCCAUAAAGUCCAUGUAAACAGUAAUUACCCACCACCCCCACCUACCCAAUAUAUUGACACAGCUUGCAGAAAUGGGUCACUAUAUGUCCUCUGAUCUCUGUGAAAAUGUUCCAUGGAGAGAAGAAAAGGGGGGAAAUCCAGGCCUUUAACCGCCUAAAAUGGUGGCUCUUGUCUGGGAUUGUGUCUCCCGGGAACUCCCCCCUCUCUUCCCUCAAUACGUUCUCUCCUCACAGGAUACCUCUUCUCUCUCCUCUCCUCUUCCUAACUCCCCCUCUCCCUUCCCUCUCCAGCCUGGUUGUCUGAGCCGAUCCUCAGUCUAUCUCACCUCAACGUCAACCUCAGAAAAAUAACGUGUACUGUAUAUAUAAUAUAUAUAUAUAUGGUUCUUAUGGUUCUCAGUCACACUCACCUCAUGGUGUGGUACCUACCUACCUACCUACUUACCUACCUACCUACCCCUCAAAAUUCACCUCCUUCAUUGUGCAAUUCAUGGAAAGAGCAGCCUCCAGCCAUCGUCUUGGGAAAGAUGGAUGGAGAGAGUUUCCUUCUCUCCCUCUCAGGCACAGAGGCUGUCAGAAAGGAUCAUAUCGGCAGACAGAGCUGUCCAGUCACUGUCUUCACCCUCUAUAGUUAACAUUCCCUCAGUGGAAUGGCCUUUUGUUUUCCUACAGUAGCGCUGCUGUUGGAUGAAAACCUCUGAAAAGACGUAGCCUUAAUUUCCUACAGACAGCCACCUUUACUUUUUCCCGUAUACAGCAGGUUUUUAAAGUUUAUUUCCUCACAAGGAAACAAUAAACUUUUUAGUACGCAUUAAAAAAAAAAAAAAAAAACUGAUAUAUUUUAAGGUUUAUAUCCAACAGCAGCAGUGAUUUUACUUAACGCAUUUGGCUCUAUGUUUUUAGCCCAAAAUGGCGACUGGAUAUACAAUCAUUUUGCCUUGGUAUUUAGCUUCCCGGUGACGCUAUUGUUAAGUACUCGAGGCUAUGAGAAUCAGUUUAGGGUCAAUGUGAUAAUCAAGCAAACUUAAGCUAUCUAAUAAGGGGAAUUGUGCUUUGUUGUCAUCCAUGCCAAAGGAAAAGAUGCUUGGAGCGAAAAGGCUAAGAGGCUAAGCUAAGACUGAUCUGAAAAUGGUGUUCACAUUCAUCCAAAGCGAUUUCUACUAACUCCUUUGGCAUGUGUAGUUGUUUUCUCAUGUUCAGUGAAUGCCUCUCAAGCUGGUGUGGCGGCGUAUGUGGGCUUGACACUACAGCAGGCCUGUGUCGGUGAAGAUCGGUAUUAGCAGUCAGACAUAAUGAUAAAAUACCCCUAAGCUAUUUACUACUUGUUCUGUGACGCUGCCUCUUUAUAAUAGCCUAAAGAAUGUGCUUUCAGAAGAUUUUUUUAAUAUCAGUGGUAUCAAAUUAGACUAAAUCCACACUGGAAAUUGUUUAGAGUAUAUCAGAAUAACUUCUGAGGCGUUCUCUGUUUUUAUUACACCUGUAAAGCCUCAGUGGUCAAAGCACCACUUUGAAGGGAAUCAGAAACAAAGACACUUAAAGUGGUGAUAUGGGAAAUGAUUAUCCACUAUUUUUUUUUUAUUUUUUUUUUUUGUGUGCCCUGGGUGGAAAUUUUCCAAAACUAUCUUUGACUGAAGGUCAUUGUAAAGUCAUAAACAGAGAUUAAAUGAUGUGUAAGCCUUGUUAUCAGGGGCUCACUAUAUGUCAAGUAUUAGCGCUUUGUUAGUCCAAGACUGAUGUCUUCAAAUUUUAUUUAAGGGUGAGGAAGAAAAAAAAAAUAGUUUGAAUAUUUUGGGAAAUACGCUUAGUCUUUUUUUUUUUUGUCAAGAGUUAGAUACGAGGAUUGAGGCCACUCGCGUGUGUGUACGCUAAAUUUGAAGCUAGAGCCAGGACACCGUUAGCUUAGGUUAGCUCAGCUUAGCGCAAAGACUGUAAGCAGGUGGAAACAGCUAGCCUGGAUCUGUCCAAAGGUUAAAACAUAUUGUAUAGCUGACUAAUUAACAUGUUGUAUUUUGUUUUAUUAAACCAGUACAAAUGUCAGUUUAAGAAUGAAUAAGAUUUAUUUGUGGGUUUACAUGCUAAAAAAAAUUGUGGUCAUGCACAGUAACUUCCUGUGCCCUUUUUAUACUUGCACAAUUAGUAAACUUUUUAAGUACUAGUAAGCAGAUAUAACCUUUGGACAGAGGGAGGCCAGGUGUUUUCUUCUCCUUCCAGUCUUUAUGCUAAACUAUGCUAUCUCCUGGCUCUAGCUUAACAUUUAGCUUAAUCCCUGAAAAACCACAAUUUGUUGUUUUUACAAUUCACUUUUUCAUAUACAGUGAUAAUUAAUGAGCUGUAAAGGUGGCAGUAGGUGGGUUUCUCUCUUUUUAGCUUUCGAGAGAGACUAGUUAGCUUCCAAUCUUUGUGCUUAUGCUAAGCUAACAGUCUCUGGGCUUUAGCUUCACAUAUACCGUACUAACUCGAGAGUGGCAAAAAUUCGGCAAAAAAAAAGCAAAUAAGCAUAUUUCCAUACAUGUCAGAUUAUUUCUUUAAAAGGAACCCCUGCCUUAGUGAUGAUUUUGGAGAACUGGGAAAAUAUUCUACAAAGCAGGACAAGGAACUCUGAGAAGUGAACCUCAUGCAAAUCCUCAUGUUUUAAUUUGUCUUAGACUCUAGUGUCAAACAACCUGGUAUCUGGAUCCUGCUAGUAGAAUAGCUUCCAGCCCUGGGCUCUAGUCUAGUAAAACUCUAUUUAAUUCUACCGCUUCCAGAUGUGUGAAGCCGUGAUACAGUUACUCAGUACUGGGACCUGCGUUUCAAAAAGAAAGGGUUGAAAGAUAAAAACAAUAUGUAUUUAUACUCAUUUUUUAUGGUAAUGUAAAAAAAAAAAAAGAAUGACUUAUGUUUUGAAAUGAAACGUGCUUUUAUUGUUAUUCAUGCCUUUUAAUUUCUCCUGACUUAUUUUUCUAUUAUCAUUUAAACCGUUUUUAUUUUCUUUUGUGUCAUCCUUUAUUUGACUGAGCAACAGUCUCCCCGUUUGUGUCUGAGCUAGUAAGCUAUUUUGUGAAAGACGAAAAUUAUGCACCUUAUGAAAAUUAAUUAUUGCUGUUGACUAAGCUUGAAAUGUAACCUUCCCUCCCCGAGCCUUCCUUUGAAAAGAAAAACGUCCAAUAUAAGAUAAAGGGGCUGGUGUGAAAAAACAUUUCAGUACAGCUGCAUCAGACACCAUAUCAUACUAAAUCAAAGCCGCCCCACUAUGUGCUGUUCUCUCCACAAAAUGUCACACCAAACUUCAUAGGGAAAUCUAGCAUUUUAACAUUGACUUCCUUUUUGCAAACACAGGUGCAUAAUUGAUAAAAUGCUCAAAUCAGAGUAUUUAUUCCUAGAUAUUGACUCUAUGUAGCUUUGUAUAAAAUACAAUGCAGAGUUCCAUUGUACUACUAUUGAAGUAAUCGGAAACGCAAUAAAAUUGCGUUUGGGUUUCGCAGUUUGAUGAAACGUGUUCCAUAUCUGGAACUGUUAAACUUACCACAGGUUUGGCCUCUGACACCAAAAUCAAAAUUUUAACUAUUCCUUUGAGAAUUGAGUCACACUACUCACCUGCCAAGUAGUAAGAUUGUAUGUUGAUGAAACACUAUUUUCUCCUGAAAGGUUUUUUCCUAUGGAGUUUGGUGUGACAAUCUCUCCCCCAUACAAAUAAUAUUGUAUGUUUAGAAAUAGUGAAACAAGUGGUGCGUGGAAGGAAAAGACUACAAAGAGUGCAUUUAAAGAUUUUUCUCUCACUUUUAAAAUGAAUUGCCUUCGUGUUUUGAGAGGAUGCCACGGCCCAGUUAGCAAGUACAAGUUCUAAUCCAGCAGUAUUUUAUGUGAGAGUUCAACCUUGACAGAAAUGUUUAUGGGAUGGAAGAAAGAACCCUCAGGUGCUCAAGAAGUAAAGAUUCUGUGCUUUUCCAGGAGAAAAAUGGAAACAGAUUAAUCUUUAAAAGAAAAAAAACAAAAACAAACUGGCUUUCCCCACCCGAUGUUGUGCAUACUCCAGUGGUGGUGCUUACUCUAAAAAGGGGUGUCCUCUUGUGGUGUGUCAGGGUCAACAUGUCUACAUGUCCUUUUGUGUCCCCAGUGAAACACCAUCCACUUCAUCACAAUAUAGCUCUGAAAAAGAGGACUGAAUGCUGUUGUAUCAAUCUCCAAUCUAGUUAUGUUCAAAAUUACUGUAUUGCCCAUUUCAGAAUUUAGUGCCUUUUUUGGACAGUAGACUGUUCUGUAAUUAAGAUGUAGUAUAUAUACAUUUUUUUGUACAGUUUCUUUGUUCAUUUUUUUAACUUGUGUUUAUUUUAGUAUGAUAUAUAUAAUGUACAAGAGAAUAAAGCUAUAUCAAUGAG